CCCAUCCGAAUUCAGGAGCCAGGUGCUUCCUCCUGGUCUCCCAUGGGGUGCAGGGCCCAAGCACUUGGGCCAUCCUCCACUGCCUUCCUGGGCCACAGCGGAGAGCUUGACUGGAAGAGGAGCAACCAGGACUAGAACCCGGCACCCAUAUGGGAUGCCGGCGCCACAGGCGGAGGAUUAACCAAGUGAGCCACGGCACGGGCCCCAAUUUGGGUAUUCUAAGAGGUUACUGGUUCCCACUAAGUAUUGUACAGGUUCCUGUUAGCUGGAAGUCACUGGUACUGGUAGUGAGCUACCUGCUUUGCCCUCGGCUGUGGGGGCCCACGUGUUCCAGUUUCCCACUUGAUUUGCUUUGUUUUGUUUUGUUUUGUUUUGUUAAUGAGUGUUUUCUUGGGGCAGCUAAACACAGUAUGCAGUGUGGUAAAAAGACAGGUGAUAGGUGUUUUCCCCCAAGCUGGGUAAAAGCACAGAUGUUCUAAGAAACCAAACCGGGAAAAUAAAUAAAAAGAAGCAGGCAACCGGCCUGCUCUCUCCUGGUUGCCUGCUGUGACAAUGGCCCUGCUGUCUACCCCGGGUCGUCUUCAGACUUGAGUAGCGCUGACGGCCUGAGUUCUCAUGUUGAUGGUGUGGGCCUUUGUGCUGUGUGGUUUGGCAACAAAUUUGUGAAUAGGUGUAACAGGCAGCUCCACACCCGUCAAGAGAGACAAAUCUAGAAACAGGAUUUUUUUACUUCAUAAAUUCCUUGUUCCUCGCCAAAACAUGUAUAGCACUGUAGUACAAUAGAUUUGAAUAAAAAUCCCAGUCCAGUCCUUCUGAGUGCAAAAUGUUCCAUAGUUAAGCCUUGCUAACUUUGUUCUUCCAUUCGACCCUCAGUCCGCAACAUCUCAUUUCUCACAAAAACAGAUUCCAUAAUUUGACUUUUUAGAGUUUUGUUCUUAUUUGAGGGGCAGAAAGGGACAGUGACUGGCUCACUCCCCGGAUGUCUGUGGUAGCCAGUGCUAGGUCCAGAGGUAGAGCCAUGAGCUGGGAACUCCGUCCCGGUCUCGCACAUGGGUGGCGGAACACAGGUGCUGGAGUCAUCGUUGUGUCCCCCAGGGUCUGGAAUCAGGGGCUGUAGCUGGGAAUCAAGCCCAAGCACUCAAAUACGAGAUCCGGGCAUGCUAACCGGCAUCUGGGCCACCAGAGCAAGGGGCCGGCUCUGCUUUCUGUAAGGAGACACCUCCCUGGGCAUAGCAUCUCGGUGCACCGCUAAGUCAGGUGGAGCCCGGUGGUGCCAGGAAUGGGAGGUAAGGAUUCCACUCCAGCCACCGUGCCUCAGAGUGGUCAGCACUGGCACCCACCCAGGCUGGGCUUCCACGGGCACGCAUGGCUCAUGUCCCUGGGCAUUCUCAUCAGACAGCUUCCCGGGAUGAAGGGAAGGGGGUGAGCACUGUCAGGGAGACGUUCCUUUCUAUGGGGACCAUCUCUUCAGGAGCCAGGGGCGUGGGCAGUCCGGUGAGCCUGUGCCAGGGACUGCCUUCUGCGACUGUGCAUCUGCCCUGUUUGGGGCAGAGUCUACGGGGCCCUGCUUGUACGUUCUUCUGUUGUUAGAUUAGAGAAACUUGCUUCUAAGCUGUGUGCUCUGGUGAAUUGGUAUGUGGUGUGGCGCGUGUGUGCAGUGUCUUCUAAGAAAGAAACACAGGUCCACACUGGGGACUGGCAUCAGGUGGUGCCUCACGUGGGUCUCUCUUGGUGCCUGAAAUCCCAGCACGGUGAGUCUGGAGUUUUGAGCAUUUGCCUCCGGGUCCCUUGGUCAGUGGAUGCUGCUAACGGUCCAUCUAAGAAGCAUCUACGACCCCGUGCUCGUCACGUCUCAGAGGCUGGCUUUGAGACCUGUCUCACUGCUCUGCUUCGACCGACGGCGCUAUUGAAGUUAUUCUGCCCCUGGGACCUUCUCUGCUGGGCCACAGGGACUCUGGGCUAGACGUGUUGCUUUGCGGCAUUGAAGGUUCCGCCCUUUUCCUUCUACCAGAUGCACUGCUUUCCUGCACAAGCAGUGUGGUAGCCAUGGUCCAAACACACGGAAGUCCCGGUGUGCCGUCGGGAAUACAGAGCAGGCACCGCAAGGAGAAUGCUCCCUCUGGAGGUGUUUCCACGCGGUGUUGGGACUUCUUCCUGUGCCUUGGCAGAACAAGAAAGUCAGUGGGGUGUAGGCGUUUCUGUUUCCCACGUUGCAGUACCCGAGUUCAGAUCCUGGCUCCGGCACCUGGCGCCAGCUUCCUGCUCAUGUGCGCCCUGGGAGGCAGCGGUGACAGCUUACGUGUGUGGGUUCCCGAAACCCUCAUGAGAGCACCUGGACUGAGUUCCCACUCCUGGCUCCGGCCCCAGCCAAGCCCCAUCUAUCUGGGAACUGAACAGGUGGAUGGGGGCAUUCUCUUUGGCUGGCUGGCUCUCUACACCUCCAUCUCUCUCUCUUUCUCUGUUUCACCAAUUAAAAAAAUUGGAUUUUCACUUUGCCUACAGCUCCAUAUUUGCCUCAGUUUAAAGGCUCCCAUCUCAUUUAUUUAAGUAUUGUUUAGGGCUCCCUGGAAGUGGCAGCUCCCUUGCUCCUAACUGUAUCCCACUUGAAGCGCGUUGCUUGCGUGAUUCCUUCCUAGUUUGGGUGAGGGUUCGUUCCCACGGCAGGCAUUCGUACUGCCACCUUCGAGAACACUUUGGCCUGCUAUGUUCCUUUUUGCCCUGAUAGCAGAUCACGUCACUGUGCCCUCCUCUUGGCCUGGGUGAACGGACUUGUCACCUCUUCUUGCUAGUGUUCAGCUAUGCCAGGUGCUUCCCGGCCACUGUGGUGUCCUGGGGGGUCUUUGCCUAGCAUAUCAGAAAGUCAGUAUUCUUCAUAGUUUCUGGUAUUUGUCAAUUUACAGUGCUGGUCUUGGGAUGUGGGAGUUUAAUUUUAUUUACUCUUAGCUGUGAAGUUAUUGGUCACUGGAGUUCACUGUAGCAAAUCUUCUCACUUAGGAUUUAUAGCAUGGUUUAUGGCAUAUCAUUAAAAUAAAUGGUUAUUAUCUCAUGACAAGGACUUCCCCGAAAUGCACAAUUAAGGGGAAGACACUCCUUCAUCUGUCGCAGACUGAGCUGGAGGGAAGCCUCCUGUUUGGAGUCAGUGAGUGUUUCUUUGAUGAGUGUAGAAGCUCGCUUCCCACAGGGCCGGAGACCAAGAGGUGCGAGGGCAGAGUGCCAGCAAGCUCAGUGUUUCGCGAGGCCCCUUCCUCAUCCACGGUACCUUCUGAGCCUUGCGUGGCCGGAGGGGCCAGCUGGCUCCCAGGGCCUGUUUUCUGGGGCACUCGUCACAUUCAUGGGGGCUCCCUACUCAGGACCUGAGCUCACCUCCUAAUACCAUUGCCUUGGGACUUCUGAUUCCAGUAUUUGAAUUUCAGUCUGUUCUCAGAUUUCACCUUCUUUACACACACAUGCACACACACACACACACACAGGCAUACCCCUACCCACUUCCAUCAAGGACCCUCACUGGGACUACCCAUACGGUAGGUACUGGACAAAGAGCACUACACACCAUGGACAGCUUCAAGACGGUCACAGAGUCUGGGUACCAGGAACGUGGCCCAGACCUCUCAGACCUCACAAGUAAAAUCUGCCUUCUUCUUCCCCGUCGGACCGUUCGCUCGAGGGUCUUCUAUUCCUCGUCUGUGAUUAGAGGAUCAUUUUGGGCUUUAAUCUUGGGAUUGUGUGAUUUAUCCUGAACUCACCUGCUUCAGAGAGCGGUGGACGUCCGUCUCAUUACAUAAAGAUGAAACACAACGAAAUUUAUUAUUAUUUUGCUCCACAUAAAUCAGGAAAUGGAUUCAAGAUGCAUGACCUAAGGCCUGACAUUCCCAGCGCCCUAGCCGUGUGUUUCAGGAAACGUAUUUUCUUGUUCAUUUCCUGCCACACUUUGAAUCAUUGCCUCUGCCUCAUACGCCGUUGAUGUCUCUGCCUUCAGGCUGGAUGAACCCAUUUCUUUCCAAGGGCAGGAGUUUCUGCGGAAUAAUAGAAAGCCUUGGCCUGACCUCCAUAAAACCCUUGCUUAUUAUCAUAGUGUGUAGAACUCAGAAGAAGAACUGAUGGCACCAUCCGGCAUCAUCUCGUGUGCUGUGUGAACUUGUUUCAUUUUAUUAAAAUGCAAAUAAAUAGAAACCCCAGUAUGUGUGUGAACAUUUUGCUGCCGACGUGCACAUCCUGGGUCUCUCAGCAGAUCCCAGCUGUGUGAGUCAUGCGUCGCAGUGUCAUUGCUAGGGAGCUGUAUAAUUUGAUAGCAAAGCACACAGUGGAACUGUGAAACCCUGGUCUGAGUGCACAGCCACGCAUGGAGAAGGAGGUGGAGUUGUGUCGCGUCAGCAGUCAGGAGAAGCUGGGCCUAACACUCUGCUACCGCACGGAUGAUGAAGACGACACGGGCAUUUAUGUGAGCGAGGUGGACCCCAACAGCAUCGCAGCCAGGGACGGCCGGAUCCGCGAAGGCGAUCGCAUCCUGCAGAUAAAUGGGGAGGAUGUGCAGAAUCGAGAGGAGGCCGUGGCGCUGCUGUCGAGUGACGGGUCUAAGACCAUCCUGCUGCUCGUGGCGAGGCCAGACUCCCAGCUGGAUGAAGGCUGGCUGGAAGAUGAAAGGCAUGGAUUCUUGGAGGAGUUAAACUUGGAGACGUUGGAAGAACAGCAUAAUGAAGCAACACAGCGCACCGCCAACAAGGCAGAGCAGCCGAAGAAGCAGGAGGAGGAGGAAGGCACGACGGACACUGCCACGUCCUCGUCCAACCCCCACGAGAAGGACAGCGGCGUGGGCCGCACGGACGAGAGCUUGCGCAACGACGAGAGCUCGGAGCAGGAGAACGCGGCGCUGGCGGGCAAGAGGGAGCUGGGGCAGAGCCAGGACACGCUGCGGAGCGUGGAGCUGCAGUUCCACGAGAGCCUCGUGUCCGCGGACUGCGGGGACUCGGACUGCGGCGGCCGGCACCCCGCGCACGAGGACUGCGAGCGGUUCCGGCAGCUCCUGGAGCUGCAGUGCAAGGUGCGCACGCACGGGCAAUACGACCUCUACUACUCCAGCCGCCGGCUGGCGUGCGACCCCGAGGAGGAGGGCGUGGAGCACGAGCUGCAGCUGCUCAACGAGGAGCUGAGGAACAUCGAGCUGGAGUGCCAGAGCAUCAUGCAGGCGCACCGGCUGCGGAGAGCCGCGGCCCAGCACGCAGACGCGUGGGCGCUGCACGCCCACCCCACCGGCGCGGACCUGCCGAGGGCCAAGCUGGACGACAUCCUGGAGCACCCCGAGAAGUCGGACAAGGACAGCUCCAGCGCCUACAACACGGCCGAGAGCUGCAGGAGCACGCCCCUGACCGUGGACCGCUCCCCGGACAGCUCGCUGCCAAGAGUGAUCCACCUGACCAACACCAAGAACCUGCGCAGCCAAGAGGCCACGUGCGGCAGAGCCAGAGCCGCCGAGCGAGGCGGGGAAGGCCCGGAGAAAGUGCCGGGCAGCGGCAGGCCAGCAGGCGAGGGCGAGGAGCGGCCGGCGUGCGAGCACGUCCCCUACCUGUCCCCGUCCCGCGGCUCGGCCUCCAGGGCCGCACACAUCCCUGCGCACGCCCAGCACUACCAGAGCUACAUGCAGCUGAUCCAGCAGAGGUCCGCGGUGGAGUGCGCCCAGAGCCAGCUGAGCCUGGCGAGCUCGUGCCGGGAGCCGCAGCGGGGCGGCGAGCCCAGGAUGGAGUGGAAGGUGAAGAUCCGCAGCGACGGCACGCGCUACAUCACCAAGCGGCCCGUGCGCGACCGCAUCCUGCGGGAGCGCGCGCUGAAGAUCAAGGAGGAGCGCAGCGGCAUGACCACGGACGACGACACCAUGAGCGAGAUGAAGAUGGGCCGCUACUGGAGCAAGGAGGAGCGGAAGCAGCACCUGGUGCGCGCCAAGGAGCAGCGCCGGCGGCGCGAGUUCAUGCUGCGCAGCCGCCUCGAGUGCCUGCGGGAGAGCCCGCAGAGCGGCGGCGAGGCCCGCCGGGAGGUCAGCAUCCUGGAGCUGAGCCACAAGAAGAUGAUGAAGAAGCGCAACAGGAAGAUCCUGGACAACUGGAUGACCAUCCAGGAACUCAUGACGCACGGCGCCAAGUCGCCCGACGGCACCAGGGCGCACAACGCCUUCCUGUCGGUCACCACCGUAUGACGGCGGGGGCGUGACCGCACGGGCCACGGCCCGUUCUAUUGCCUCGUUCAAGGUGGCGUUUUUAUACCGACUCUUGAGACGCUGACUUCUUUUGUAAGCAAAAAUACCUGCUAAUUUUUCAUUUCUUUUUCAUACGCUGGUACCUUCUUUUUGGCUGGGAUCUUUCUUUAACUUGUGAUAUAUUCCUAUUACUCAUUUAUAAAAAAAAAAGUACAAAAUAAAAGGAAAGAAAGCAAAAAAAAAAAAAGGAGCCAAUUAAUUUCCUACUUUACUGUAUCUAUUGUAAGUUAAAAUCUGGAUUUAUUUCUCUAGGUUAUGUAUUUUCUACUUUAAUAAGAACUCGAUGUCAGAACAUUUCUAAGCUUGCUUCUUGGCUUAACGCGUAUUAAAACAAGCCUGUUGGUAAAUCACUUGUCACAUCUUGUCUUAUGCAUAGAAUCCACCUGUUGUCCAGACUUGAUGUACUUUCACACACCGAUGGCCUUGUCUUAGUCUCAGUGAAGUGUAGGUGGACAAUCCUCCCGUGGUUUGUAGUGACAUUGGUCAUGUAGCUAGAUAACUGUGGUCAUUGUGACAAUAAAAGAGAAAUAAAUUAUUGCUUAUUCGUAAGAGACGUUAUCGAGGAGUGUUUUAUUUUCAUUGUCCGUGUGGUUCCGAGAUGUAAAUCAGUUCUACAUGGAUGCCAUUUAGAAGACUCCUAACUGUGGCUUAUAAAAUGGUCCCUUUUUCUAUUACUUUUUUCAAUAAAGUUGUCUGCAAACACUUUG
Oryctolagus cuniculus (rabbit) is the source of this 6951-nucleotide messenger RNA. NCBI's taxonomy places the organism in Eukaryota, Metazoa, Chordata, Mammalia, Lagomorpha, Leporidae. The record is from RefSeq and is a predicted model, not a curated record.